This is a messenger RNA of Colletotrichum lupini, 111 nucleotides long. RefSeq lists its product as uncharacterized. NCBI's taxonomy places the organism in Eukaryota, Fungi, Ascomycota, Sordariomycetes, Glomerellales, Glomerellaceae. Bases 1 to 111 code for a protein of 36 amino acids. The record is from RefSeq and is a predicted model, not a curated record. The transcript is spliced from 2 exons.
AUGGAGAUGUGGCUUCCUCGCUGGGAGACUCUUGGGAGAAUUAGCUUGAUGGAGACUAUCAAGAUUUAUCAACAGCCACGCUUCUCACCCAAUACCAUGGGUAUCAUCUGA